Molecule: messenger RNA, 1230 nt
Organism: Parathielavia appendiculata
Lineage: Eukaryota; Fungi; Ascomycota; Sordariomycetes; Sordariales; Chaetomiaceae
Product: S-adenosyl-L-methionine-dependent methyltransferase
Exons: 1
Coding region: 203-1078 (291 amino acids)
Source: RefSeq, a predicted model, not a curated record
GCUCAUCCCGUUUGAGCACCCCUGCCUUGCGUAAACCAAGAUAUCCAAGGUGUUAGUGCGUGUCUCGAGGUGAGAAGUACCAGACUCGGUACAUCUUCCGUCCGGAUUGCAUAUGCGGGUAUAACCUCAGUCGUGUCAUUCGGCUUUCCAUGUCGAUUCCCACAGAGCUCUUCAACAGCAUCUGAGAGCAAUUCAGACGAGCAUGGCGUCAGACAACCAAAACCAGACUGGCGCCGAGCAGGCGUACCACAUCGGAUACAAAGAAGACACGUUGAAGGCCUUUGAAUUGCGGAACGCGUCUACAUGUUUGGGAUACCUGCUGUCAACACUCGAGUCGCUCCCGCCAACUUUCUCCCUGCUUGAUGUCGGCUGCGGGCCGGGGAGCAUCACCUUUGACCUGGCUCGCCGUUUCCCACAGGCCAAAAUCAUCGGCGUAGACCUCGGCGUCGAGGCCAUCGAGCGAGCCAACGCCAACAUCGAUACACACGCCCCGGGGACAAAUAUUGAGUUCCGUGCGGGCAACAUCCUCGAGCCAGAAUCAUGUCUCAAACCGGACGAGAUCGGCAACUUCGACGUGGUGCACGAACACACAACCCUCAUCUGCAUCCCCAACAACAUUGAAGUUCUCCGCGUCAUGAAGACGCUGGCCAAGCAGGACGGUGGCAUUGUGGCGUGCCGCGAAGGGGAUACGCACUCGCAGCUGCUGUGGCCGCCGCUGCCCGAAAGCGCUGAGCUUCAGGAGCGGAUAUACCAGAUGAAUGGGCUCGACACGCAGACCGGGAGGAAGCUUCUGAGCAAAGCGUUGGCAGUCGGGUUCAGGCGAGACCAGAUCACGGCGUCGGCCAGCAUUCUUAGCAACAUCACGUACCAGGAGAGGCUGCUGUACGCUGGGUCGAUGCUGACGAUGCUGGGUGAUGAAACGUCCCAAUAUCGUCGGGCAGCCGCCAAGUUUGGGUACUCGGACGAGCAGGUCGAGGUGCUGAGAGAGAACAUGCGCAAGUUCAUUGCGGCUGAUGAUGCUUGGAGGCUGCUGGUGUGCACUGAGAUUAUCUGCAGACUUGGAGGCAAGGACUCGUAGACAAACAAGCUCAAGAUUAUCUCCUUCAAGUGUCUCAGGCAGAAGAUGACCUCAGGCCUCAUCCAUCAAUUUGUAGUCGAACCUCUUCCUCGCCAUCUGUGCCAGCUCCAGGCAUUCCUUACGCCCUGUCCGGGACGCGACAAUCACAUAGC